AUGGAAAUCGUGGAGACUUCCGAGGUGAUUUCAGAGGCCGAGGUGGUGACAGGGGUCGUGGAGGCGACUUUCGAGGAGGUGAUCGUGGAGGUCGUGGCAGAGGUGGUGGUGAUUUCCGCGGCCGCGGUGAUUUUCGUGGUAGGGGUGAUUUCCGCGGCGGCCGUGGUGGAGGGCGUGGAGGUGGGCGAAGCUAUCCCACCACCUAAUGCCACCGUUACCAAGACCGAAAAUGACCUCGCCAAAGCUCUUGCUGUGAGCGGCCAGAAGACCCCCAGGCAGGCAAAAUAUCCCGAGCGUCCUGGUUACGGCACAGCUGGCAGAGCGGUGACUUUGUAUGCGAACUACCUGCCGCUCACCCUGCCUAGCAAGCAGCUGUUCCGCUACCAUAUUGCCAUUGCAGCCGACUCUGCAGGCCGAGCUGCCCCUGUGGGCAAGAAGGCCCGACACAUUGUGCGUCUGCUGUUGGAGGAGCAUUUCCCACAACAGAAGAACAGCAUUGCGUCGGACUUCCGGUCUACCCUAGUCUCGUGCGUCAAAUUGACCGAGGGUAAAUUCGAUGUGCGAUACAAGGAGCACAUGGAUGAUGACUACCUGGAUCCUCCCCGGGUGCACCAGGUUACCUGCCAGUAUACUGGUGAGGUCAAUCCUGCUGACUUGGUCAACUACCUGACCUCCACCAACGCCGGUGCCAUGCUUGAAUCCAAGUCUGAGAUUGUGGCUGCUCUCAACAUGAUCAUGGGUCACCACCCCAAGACGGACGACCAGGUCGUCUCUGUCGGAGCCAACAGACACUACAGUCUGCGUCAGGAUACCAUGGAAUCGUUCAAUCUUGGCGGUGGUCUAUCCGUCCUGCGUGGAUUCUUUGUCAGUGUGCGUGCCGCGACUGCUCGUGUGCUCUUGAACGUCCAGGUCAAAUAUUUGGCCUGUUACAACGAAGGACCUUUGGUGAACGUGAUCCAAGGCUAUGGCAAUAGGAACACUUAUCGUUUGGAAAAGUUCCUCAAGAGCCUCCGCGUUCGCAUCACCCAUAUCACCCGCAAAAACAGUCGCGGCCAGCCCCGGCCCCGCAUCAAGCCUAUCUAUGGCCUGGCCAACCGCGGUGAUGGUGGCUCUUCGCCCAACGCACCAAAGGUUCCCCGCCACGGCGCUGGUCCCCAAGAUGUGCAAUUCUUCCUGGCUGAAUCUACCCCUCAGCCUGUCGCCGUGCCUAAUGGGCCCGAGCCCAAGGCUAAGAAGGGAAAGAAAGCGCCCAGGGCCGGUCCUGCGGAAGCCGGUCGCUACAUCACCGUUGCGGACUUCUUCAAAAAGGAGUACAACAUGGCGCUGAAUGCAAACCUCCCAGUGGUGAAUGUCGGGUCUCGUGACAGACCUGUCUAUCUCCCCGUUGAGGUCUGCGAAGUCGAGCCUGGCCAACCAGCCAAAUCCAAGCUUUCUGGCGAUCAGACGGCCAGUAUGCUCCGCUUCGCCGUUAUGGGUCGAAAGCCGGGUCAGAACGCCCAGUCGAUUGUCAUCAAGGGCGUGGGUGUGCUGGGGCUAGGCGAGCCUUUGAAUGCCACACUAUCUGCUUUCGGUGUUAACUCUUCCACUGAGCUGAUCACGGUUCCUGGACGCGUUCUCCCCGCCCCAAAUGUCACCUAUAAAGACGGAAACAGGAUCAAGGAAAUCAGGACUCAAUUUGGCAGCUGGAACAUGCGCCAGAUCCAGUUCUCCAAGGCGGCAACCAUGGAAUCCUGGACUUAUCUCUAUAUUGAUCAAGAGGGCUCCCGGCCAGUUUUCCAAAGCCCAGAUCAGCUCAAUGCGUCUCUGGUAGGACUCAGAAAGACUCUCACGGAUAUGGGAAUGGUUGUGGCCCCCCACAAGGAAGGCAAACGUGUUGUCCUGACCGGCAAGAACGACGCCUACGAGCUCGAGCAAGCCGUCCUCGAUCUACAAAACCAGCACAACCCAAUCUUCAUUCUGGGUAUACUCUACACUAAAGACACUGGCAUAUACAACUGCGUCAAGCAAGUCUGCGACGUUCGCUGCGGAGUCCGCAACGUGAAUGUCCUCGCAGAGAAGCUCGCCAACUCCAACGACCAGUACAAUGCCAAUGUGGGCCUGAAAAUCAACCUCAAAUUAGGCGGUGCCAACCAAGCCCUCCGCAACAAGGACCUCGGCAUAAUCGCCGAAGGCAAAACAAUGCUAGUCGGCAUCGACGUAACCCACCCGUCGCCAGGGUCCGCCAGCACAGCCCCCAGUGUGGCAGGCAUCGUCGCCUCGGUCGACGCAACGCUCGCGCAGUGGCCCGCCGAGAUCCGCGUCCAAGGCGCCCGCCAAGAAAUGGUCGCCGACCUAGAAACCCUCCUCGCCUCGCGUCUCCAGCACUGGCGCAAACUAAACAAAUCUCUCCCGGAGAACAUCAUCGUCUACCGCGACGGCGUCUCAGAAGGCCAAUACAACAAGGUCAUCGACGAGGAACUCCCGCUUCUCCAAGAAGCAUGCAAGAAAACCUACCCAGCAGACCAGACAAAGAAAGGCCUCCCGCGCCUGGCCAUCGUCGUCGUCGGAAAGCGCCACAACACCCGCUUCUAUCCAACUACAGAGCAGGACUCGAACCGCGAGAACCCAAUCCCCGGCACAGUCGUCGACCGCGGCGUCUCCGAGGCCCGUGACUGGGACUUCUUCUUGCAAGCUCACUCCGCCCUCCAGGGCACUGCCCGUCCUGCUCACUACUUCACCGUCUGGGACGAGAUCUUCUACCCCCGCUACCCGGCUAACAGCUCCGGCCCCGGCGCGGCUGAUGUCCUCCAGGACCUCACGCACAAGAUGUGCUACAUGUUCGGUCGUGCGACGAAGGCGGUUAGUGUCUGUCCGCCGGCGUACUAUGCCGAUCUGGUUUGUACACGUGCUCGCUGCUUCUUGAGUGAUCUGUUCGAUCCUAUGCCCGUUGAUGCUUCUGGUGGUAGUACCAGUGGCACGGACGGCGUGGCGGAUAUCGAAACGCGUGAUGUUAAGAUCCAUCCUAAUAUUGCCGAGACUAUGUUCUACAUCUAA
Messenger RNA from Penicillium samsonianum, 3033 nucleotides. Its product is annotated as putative RNA interference and gene silencing protein (Qde2). Bases 1 to 3033 code for a protein of 1010 amino acids. Lineage: Eukaryota; Fungi; Ascomycota; Eurotiomycetes; Eurotiales; Aspergillaceae. The transcript has 4 exons. Gene Ontology annotation, molecular function: protein binding; RNA binding. The record is from RefSeq and is a predicted model, not a curated record.